AUGGCUGCUUCGACGAUGCACACCGCGACCGACGGGCUCGGUAUCGGGAUCGGUAUCGGACUCGGUGUACCGCUUCUCACAAGCGUGGACCCCGACAAUGCCAAGCCGAAGCUCUCCAACGCGGUGCUCGGGUACGGCCAUCCGCAUCUCAACCAGCAGCUUCGAUGGCCUUACUCGACGCGCUAUCGAAGCAGCACGCACAUGCGCCUUGGUUGCGCGUACGACAGCUCACCGACCCCGAGCAGCUCGUCUUCCGAGUCGGAUUCCAGCGUCGACACACACAAGACGCCUGCAUCGGCAACGCACGAUGUGUUGCUCAGCUAUUUCUCACCCGCCUUGUCCGACGCUAGUCAGCCUGAGACGCUGGACAAGGUGUAUCUCCUAUCGAGCGGAUUAAAAAACCCGCAGACGAGGAGAAGCAAGUCAGAGACGUUCAGGUUCCCUCUGCCGCCUGGCAAGCCGGGGUCGAUCAAGGCGCAGCCCGUCCUGUUGAAGUCGGCGAUGCGAUCCACGUCCAAGGACUACACGUUGGCCAAGCCGAGUCGAGCUGUACAAAGUGUUGAAGGACACGACCGAUUCGGGACGCAUCUGUCUCCGGCACUGCAAGAGACGAGCCAAGCUCGCCAGGGUUGGUCGCCUUACUCAUCGGUAGCUCCCACCCCCCGUCAAGUAUCCGCUUCGCAACGGUUCGGCCUGGACUCAUCUCUGGACGUGACAGACAGCCCGAACAGUCAGCGUAUGACGUAUACGCAAAGUUUGGAUCGCUCCGACUCGGCUGCAUACGCGUGCGAUGCUUGGUCCGGCUCGUGCUCGUCGCAAACGCUCGUGUCGGACAGCGAGACGGAUUCGGGCGCCGAGACGGAUCCCGGGUUCAGCUCGGAUGCAGCCAAGCUCGCGCGCCUGCAUGCGAGCCUGUUGUUGCUCGAUGGCGCAGUGACUGAACUGCCACUUUCGCUUGGCGAGACAGGCGCCAGGAUGGGCAGCGACGAGCGUGUGCAGCUUGCAGGAUCCGUCGAAGAGAAGAUGGCGUAUCUCUGCGGAUUGGGCUACAGAUACCGUAGCGCUAAGCGCGAUCGCCAUGCCAGAAACGCGUCGGGUGAAUUCGCAAGUGCUAAGGUGCAGCACGCCGAAAUCGGCGGGUGGUGGAGCGAUGAUCCGGACAAUCCAGAGCAUCACGGCGUGGUCGGCGUGGAUGAGAGAGAAAAGAUGCGCCAGGGAAAUGUGCAGAGCCACGCUCCCACCGUAGUCGGCACGCACAAGGCGGUCAGAGUAGUGUCGGCGUGCGCCUCGGCUGUAACGUCAGGCGACAGCAGUCCGAUUCUAGGCGGAACGCUUGCUGCCACGGUACACAUCGAACAAGCCGUUGAUGAUGGAGACGUCACCAUGCGUGCCAACCUGCUGCCCGAACCUGCAGCAUUCGAAAGUCUGCUGGACGAUGAUUUCAGCUACCUUGUGGACGACAGGUUGAUCGACUCGCACGAUUGGCACGAGCAUGCAGCGGCGAAAUGGGUUUCAGCCGAGAGUGCGUUGAUGACACCGCCGUUGACGACACCAGAGUUGGGUUUGCAUGGUGCAUCGCCGGCGUUGCUGGAUGCAUGGCCUUCGCCACUCUGCGCGAUCAAGACUGAUGCAACUGCGUCGGCUGCUUGGCCUCGAGGAGCUCUGCAAGCGAUCGACGGCUGCCGGCCUUACUCGACGAGUAGCUCGGUCGAUGCGUUCGAGUUCAGCGCGGCACUCUCGCGACGUGGCACGCAGCCGACGAUGCUGCUCACCAGCUCAAGCUCUUGCCCGCUAUCGAUCACCACUCCUACUCACAGCAAAUCGACGCACGACAGCCAACGACACCAAAGCGAUACCGAGCAAGCGCUCGAAAUCGCACAAGUUGGGCGCACUACCACUUGGCCAUGCUCGGUCUUGACUCGUCCUCGACCGCUGGCUUGCAGCCAUUCGUCCACGUCGCUCUUCUCGUCGGCUUCAUCCGAUCGGUUGCAGAAGCCUCCAGGCAGCGAGUCGGUGCUUGCGCGACCUCGACCGCUGGCGUUGCGCUCAGCUGACCAUUGUUCAUUCGGCAGCAAGCCAGAUCUUGUUGCGCCACGUAAGGCGGUUGUGUCGAAGAUCGAGGCUGCACAAGCAGCGCAGAAGCUGAGCAUGCCGAGAUCUGCUUCGACGAGUACCGUGGCGACGCAGAUCAAGGUGCCACAGAGGAAGAGUUCGCUCAACAUGCGCGCCCAAGCUCAACUGCCCCGGCUUGGCGAUCAAACCGAGGAGCACGAACCAUCGCAUCCACCGAGCCGUGUGCGUUGGCAUCACGACGCGCAAUACCAUUCGUCGGCCGAAUCGUACGUCAUGUCUGGUCCUUUCUCUGCACCGAUCGCGCAGCAUGGAUAUCGCGCGCCAAUCAGCCAGGCCGCAAGCCAGGUGUGCACGUCAGCCGCCAACUCAGCACGCAUCCGUCGGCGUCGUCUGCACGAGUCCAUCCCGCAGUCGCACUCACUACCCGUGCUCUUCACCGCACGCACUCCUGCGCAGCGCGCACGUGCCGAGCCGCGUCUGCGCACCAACCCCCCAACCACAACGUCGGUCGUCUCCGCACCCCAUCCCACCGAGAACAAACCGUCCACCUAUACAGUCCAACCGCCCAAUCACGGCGUACUCGUCGUACAAGAGAUCACCACAAUCGGUCUCGCUCUUUAA
Molecule: messenger RNA, 2694 nt
Organism: Mycosarcoma maydis (corn smut)
Lineage: Eukaryota; Fungi; Basidiomycota; Ustilaginomycetes; Ustilaginales
Exons: 1
Coding region: 1-2694 (897 amino acids)
Source: RefSeq, a predicted model, not a curated record